GAGAAAAAGAGAGGGAGGGAGUAUAUGUGUGUGUAUAUAUAUAUGAGCGCGCGCGCGCUUAGGAAAGCUACCGAACGCCGCCUCUCCCGCGAGACCAGGCGAAGGCUGCGCGCGCAAGCAGACGGUCGCUGAGGGAGGGAAAGAAGAAGAAGAGGCACAGCGGCCCUGACUCCUAGAAGAACUUAAGGGGGAAUGGAAGCGGAGAAGAUGGAUGAGAAUGAAUGGCGAUACCACGGGGAGGGCAACAAGAGCCUCGUCGUCUCCCAUAGACAGCGCUGUGUGGUGCUACGUUUCUUGAAGUUUCCUCUGAACCGAAAUAAGACACCAGAAGAAAUCUUUCAUCAUCUUCAAAAUAUAGUGUACUUUGGGAAACACAUUAUGAAGCAGUUUUUUGGGGAGAAGUACAUCCAUCAUGGGGAGGUUGUACAGCUAUCUUUGGACUUCGUGAAACAGCUUUGUUUAAAGAUCCAGUCAGAGAGACCAGAGUCUCGCUGUGAUAAAGACAUGGAUGCUCUUAGUGGUUAUGCUAUGUGCCUUCCUAACCUCACCAGGCUACAUUUUGUUGAACACCGACCCAUACUUUGUGUAGAGAUUAAGCCCAAAUGUGGGUUUCUCCCUUUUUCAAGCCAUGUUUCCCAAGAGAUAAAAUACAAAGUGUGUCGUUAUUGUAUGCAUCAACAUCUAAAGGUAGCAAAAGGAAAGUGGAAACAGCUCAGUAAAUAUUGUCCCCUAGAUCUCUUCUCAGGAAAUAAACAGAGAAUGCACUUUGCCUUGCGAAGCCUACUACAGGAGGCACAGAAUAACUUAAAAAUAUUUAAGAAUGGUGAAUUAAUUUAUGGUUGUAAAGAUAAUGAGGACUCUUUAUCUGAUCUGAAUGAACUCGCUCACCAUCUGAAGCCUUUCUUCUUUCCAUCAAAUGGCCUGGUCAGUGGGCCACAUUGUACAAGGACAGUUCUGAAAGAAUUGAUCCAUGUAAUAACAAUGGCUCUGCUCAGCAGCACAGAUAUCUGCAAAGCAGGUGAUAUGAAGAUUGUUCCCUCAUCACAAGGAAGGAGUUACUGUGAAGCAAGUGCUUUCAGUAAAGAACUAGUAAGAAAUGGUAAGAAGUUUCUUCCUCUACUUUGCCUUCGCUCUUAUUAAUAUUGUGAAACCAC
Sceloporus undulatus (fence lizard) is the source of this 1154-nucleotide messenger RNA. It is a transcript of the gene IPPK, whose product is annotated as inositol-pentakisphosphate 2-kinase. NCBI's taxonomy places the organism in Eukaryota, Metazoa, Chordata, Lepidosauria, Squamata, Phrynosomatidae. Gene Ontology annotation, cellular component: nucleus. Gene Ontology annotation, molecular function: inositol-1,3,4,5,6-pentakisphosphate 2-kinase activity; ATP binding. The transcript is spliced from 9 exons. Bases 193 to 1140 code for a protein of 315 amino acids. The record is from RefSeq and is a predicted model, not a curated record. Gene Ontology annotation, biological process: inositol phosphate biosynthetic process.